Molecule: messenger RNA, 594 nt
Organism: Nipponia nippon (crested ibis)
Lineage: Eukaryota; Metazoa; Chordata; Aves; Pelecaniformes; Threskiornithidae
Source: RefSeq, a predicted model, not a curated record
CCGGCCGGCGCCAACCACGUCACCGCCUUUUUGGGGAUCCCUUACGCCGAACCCCCCUUGGGUCACCUUCGGUUCCGACCCCCGCGACCGGCGAGACCUUGGCACGGCGUCUUGGAUGCUUCGUCCCACCAUCACGCUUGUUACCAGGCGGUGGACACCAUGUUCCCCGGGUUCGGGGGUUCCGAGAUGUGGAACCCCAACCGAGAGAUGAGCGAAGAUUGUCUCUACCUCAACGUUUGGGUACCGGUUCCUCGUCCUUCCGCCGCCGUCCCCGUUUUGGUUUGGAUCUACGGCGGUGGCUUCUACAGCGGGGCCGCCUCCUUGGACGUCUACGAUGGACGCUACCUCGCCGCCGCCGAAGGGGUGGUGGUGGUCUCCAUGAACUACCGCGUCGGUGCUUUGGGUUUUUUGGCUUUACCGGGUCACCCCGAAGCACCGGGGAACGUCGGGUUGUUGGAUCAACGUUUGGCGUUGAGGUGGGUUCGGGACAACGUCGGGGCCUUCGGCGGAGACGCCGGCGCCGUCACCCUCUUCGGGGAAAGCGCCGGCGCCGCCUCCGUCGGCUUGCACUUGUUGUCCACACCCAGCCGCCCC